This is a messenger RNA of Melopsittacus undulatus (budgerigar), 5626 nucleotides long. RefSeq names its product TOG array regulator of axonemal microtubules protein 1-like. The coding region runs from base 259 to 4980 and encodes 1573 amino acids. Lineage: Eukaryota; Metazoa; Chordata; Aves; Psittaciformes; Psittaculidae. The record is from RefSeq and is a predicted model, not a curated record. Gene Ontology annotation, biological process: microtubule cytoskeleton organization. Gene Ontology annotation, cellular component: cilium; cytoplasmic microtubule. The transcript has 20 exons. Gene Ontology annotation, molecular function: microtubule binding.
GGAACGGUGGCCCUGCUUCAGUAGCGCCAGCGGCGCAGCCUGUCACCGACCGACGGCUCCACUCCACGGCUCUCGACUUCUGCAGCGGCGCACACGUUUUCCGCAGCGCCGGCGACGGGGUGGGGGUGAGGCUGUGGUGAGGAGUGUGCCAGCCCUCCGCCGAAAUUUCCCCCGCGCGGGCGCGGUGCGGGCCGUCUCUUAGCGACGGCAGCGCUGUAGCGUGCGGGGUUGCCGGGAUGGCUUAGUGCUGUGCCGCGCAUGGUCGCGGCCGUUAUGCUGCCGCCGUGCACCCGCGAUAUGGAGGUGCCCCCAGACCCUGGGAUCCCGCCAAGACUCGGCCGCGAGCGCACCGUGAGGGCGGGUGAGGGGAGUGCUGCUGCCGCCGCCGCCGCCGCCGUGGAGCUGCCGUGGGGGCUGCGGCCGGUGCUGUGUCGAAAAGCCCUACGCGAGCGGCGCCGCGGGAGCGACUGCUUCCCUACUGACUGCCGCGAUGCCGGUGAGCUGUACCGCAGCCUGGCCCCUCAGCUGGAUGGCCCCGUGUCCCGCGGGAGGCGGGAGGAAGAGCCUGGAGCUGAGCCUUUGCCACCCACCGGCAGUCAGCAGCCGGUUGAUGAGGGCACGGCGCCGCUGCCCUCCUCUCAGCCCGGCGGCACCGGCCUCAAGUUCGGGCUGCUGGCGCCGGAACUGCACGCUCGCCUGCUGGAUCAGGACUACAGGAACCGCACACAAGCGGUGGAGGAGCUGAAGAGGGUGGUUGAAGAUGCCAGCCAGGUCGCGGUGACCUCCGUGCCUGCCCCCAGCAUCCUGGGGUUCAUCGGCCUUCUCUGCACUCUCCUCAGUGACUUCAACUUCAAGGUGGUGCUGGGAGCAUUGGAGGUGAUCUGUCUGCUGGCUCUGCGCCUGGACAACCGGGUCAAGGACUUCCUGACGCCUCUGUUCUCUGCUGUUACUAAAGUCCUGGGGGACAGCAAGCUGGCCGUUCGGCAGGGUUACAGGCGCCUACUCCGGUGGCUCAUGAAGGCAGUGGGUCCUCAGCAGGUGCUGGACUUGCUGCUGCAGCAGGAGUACCGGCAGCACAAGAACUCCAAAGUCCGUGAGGAGGUGAUCAACAUGUGCAUUGUGGCCCUCCUCACGUACCCGAGUGAAGAGCUGGAUCUGGGCAAGCUGGCGUUUGAGCUUGCUCCAGCACUGGUGGACAACAAGCACAGGGUCCGGCAUGCUGCCAUGGAAGCUUUUGCUGUGCUGGCGUCUGCCAUGGGCCCAGGCAAAACCACCCUUCUCUUCAAGGCGGUGGAUGCUGUGGAACUGAAAGACAAUGGGGAUGGUUUGAUGCAUGCAGUGCAAGCUAGGCUGGCCAGGAAGAUUUUGCCAAAGCUUACUGACCAAGGGUUUGUAGAGUAUGCUGUGCCCUUGCCAUCAUCUUGUCAUAACAGGGAGUCCUGUUUACCCCCAGGAGCAGAUACAGACUGGCUCUUGAUGUGUGACAGGACUCGGAGCGCACACAGCUACCGCGGGUAUGAGGUGAAGGUUGAUGCUCUGCAGAAUUCCAGUUCUCACAGUGCGGGUGCCAAUCAAGUAGCACGUUCAAGAAAAGUCUUGAGUACAUAUAAAAUUGAAAACAAACUGCCUUGGGAAAACAAGCAUGCUGAAGACAAGGAAGUUGGUUCAGGAGUCAAGAUGCCUGUAGCAAAGGGUGUGGAGCAGUUCCCUACAUCCAGUGAUUUACUUCAUUUUCCAGAGUUAAGGCCCUCUCAAGGAGUACCAGUCAGUGAUGAGUUACAUUUUAGUAGAAAAAGAACUUCAGGGAAUUUCAUUCAGAAUAGCAUAGAUUUUAACUCAGAGCAUUCUUCUGUCUGUGCUGGUCCUGUGGGCUCUCAUCAGCCGCAAAUAUCAGGGAAAUGUGGAAAACUUGGAUACACACAGACACGUGGAAAGAGUGGUAGUGUAGAAUCUGAUCUACAAUUUUUAGGAUUAAGUAACUGUCAGCAAGACAAAGGUUGUACCAGCCUAAAUUUUUCCAGCAAGACCCAGAGAAGUUUUUGCAAUCAAGCAGAGAAUACAGUGCCCUUCCAAGGUCCUAAUGCAAGCCAGGACACCUUCACUCUGCCAACUUGCCCUCUGUCAUCACCCAGGAACAGCCCAAAGCACGUCUCCUCCCCAGCUGACUCUCCAAGGAAGUCACAAGGGGAGAAUUUGCAGGAGAAACGUGCUCCUCUGCAGCUGAAACCCAUCCUGGUGAGGCAGCCAGCCCCCUGCAGGCCCCUGAAUGGGACAAAACCCAUCCCUCCCAUUCCCCGCCUGCUGCCAGAUAAGGUUGAAUUAAAUUUGACAAAGCAGAGAAAGGAAGAGUGCAAGGACAUGAGGCUGAAUAAAGCAGAUGGGAAGCUUGCAGCAGCUGAUCUUUCAGAGUUAACUGUGGAUGGUGAGGAAGUGGACCAGGAAGAGUUCCCUACAUCCAGUGAUUUACUUCAUUUUCCAGAGUUAAGGCCCUCUCAAGGAGUACCAGUCAGUGAUGAGUUACAUUUUAGUAGAAAAAGAACUUCAGGGAAUUUCAUUCAGAAUAGCAUAGAUUUUAACUCAGAGCAUUCUUCUGUCUGUGCUGGUCCUGUGGGCUCUCAUCAGCCGCAAAUAUCAGGGAAAUGUGGAAAACUUGGAUACACACAGACACGUGGAAAGAGUGGUAGUGUAGAAUCUGAUCUACAAUUUUUAGGAUUAAGUAACUGUCAGCAAGACAAAGGUUGUACCAGCCUAAAUUUUUCCAGCAAGACCCAGAGAAGUUUUUGCAAUCAAGCAGAGAAUACAGUGCCCUUCCAAGGUCCUAAUGCAAGCCAGGGCACCUUCACUCUGCCAACUUGCCCUCUGUCAUCACCCAGGAACAGCCCAAAACACGUCUCCUCCCCAGCUGACUCUCCAAGGAAGUCACAAGGGGAGAAUUUGCAGGAGAAACGUGCUCCUCUGCAGCUGAAACCCAUCCUGGUGAGGCAGCCAGCCCCCUGCAGGCCCCUGAAUGGGACAAAACCCAUCCCUCCCAUUCCCCGCCUGCUGCCAGAUAAGGUUGAAUUAAAUUUGACAAAGCGGAGAAAGGAAGAGUGCAAGGACAUGAGGCUGAAUAAAGCAGAUGGGAAGCUUGCAGCAGCUGAUCUUUCAGAGUUAACUGUGGAUGGUGAGGAAGUGGACCAGGAAGAGAAUAGAGUUGCGUUGUCAAAAUGUGCCCAGGAUAAGAUGAAGCGGAAUGGAAGAAAAGAAAAGGAAUACAAUCAUAAAGAAUAUCAGGUUGUCAAAGACCUUGGAGGAAAGGAUCAAAAACCUGGGGAAAACCUUGAACCGAAUGAACCAGAGAUAAAGACAGCAGAAAAUGAAAUUUCUGUUAGGGCACAAGAAUACUGUAAAGAAAGGAGGCCAUCAGUCACAGGAUUAAUGAACACAUCGGAACUGUUGCCCUUCUCAAAGCCGGAAACGGCACUGACAGAAGCCUUGACACUUCUAGCUGCAGAUGACUGGGAGAAGAAAAUGGAAGGUCUGAACUUCGUUAGAUGUUUGUCUGCCUACCAUGCGACUAUUCUGACUGCAAAGCUACAUGAAACAAGCAUUGCUGUGGCUCAAGAGGUCAAGAAUUUACGCUCAGGUGUUUCUCGAGCUGCUGUGAUCUGUUUAGGGGAUUUGUUCACCUACCUGAAAAAGAGCAUGGAUCAAGAACUAGAUUAUACAGUCAAAAUCCUUUUGCACAAAGCUGGUGAAUCCAACACAUUUAUAAGGGAAGAGGUAGACAAAGCACUGAAGGCUAUGGUUAAUAAUGUGACUCCAGCACGUGCACUUUGUGCUCUUAUAGAUGGAGGGCAAAGCCACCUGAAUUCAGCUGUGAGAAGCUGCACAGCUCGGCACCUCUCAGACACUGUAGAACAUAUGGGCCUGGACCGGAUUCUGUCUAAAAUCAAAGUUGUCGCUGAUAGGCUUUUCCCUGCAAUAGUCAGGUUUACACAGGAUAGUUCACAACAAACAAGGUAUUAUGGUCAAAAGAUGCUCUUCAGUAUGAUGACUCAUCCUGAUUUUGACAAAACAAUUGAGAAGUAUGUGUUGACCAAGGACUUGCCUUAUAUUAGGAAACAUGUUGCCCAACUACGUGAAAAGGGUUUGGGUGGGCUGCCAUUAGAUACACCCUCAGCAAAAGGAAGACAUUCCCAUACUCGUAGCGUUGGACGUUUGAGAGAUACUAUCAACAUCACUGACAGAGAGACUACAGAAGCCUAUGAAGUCAAAAGAAAAACAGCUCCCCGUAAUUUACUAGAAAAUGAAGAAUAUGUUAAAGACAUUACAGGUUUAUUGACCGCAAAGGACUUCCGUGAUCGAAUACGUGGCAUUAAGCAGUUGUUACUUGAUGCAGAGCAUAACCAAGGCUUUGUUGUUGCAAACAUCGUGAAGAUUUUUGAUGCUUUCAACUGUCGCUUAAAUGACUUAAAUGGCAAAGUAAAUCGGAUUGCUUUGGAGACGAUGCACCAGAUAAUUCCGUUGCUGAAAGACAAUUUAUCACCUGUGAUCAACAUGUUAAUUCCCGCCGUGGUUGACAGCAACCUGAAUUCCAGAAACCCAGGGAUUUAUGCAGCUGCCAAAAAUGUUAUUCAAGCUCUGUGUCAACACCUAGACAACUACUUGCUCCUUCAGCCAUUUUGCACAAAAGCCCAGUUUCUAAAUGGAAAAGCCAAACAAGACAUAACAGAAAAGCUUGCUGAUAUUGUGAGGGAGUUAUACCCACGGAAGCCUAAGAGUGUGGAGCAGAAAGUUCUAGUUGUCCUUUGGCACCUUCUGGGAAACAUGACGAACAGUGGCUCUUUGCCUGGGACUGGAGGGAACAUUCGGACAGCCACAGCAAAACUGUCAAAAGCACUUUUUGCACAGAUGGGACCACGUCUCUUAACUUGUGCUGCAGCUCAGUCACCACACAUCAAGAAGACUUUAGAAGAACUUUUGGAGGCAGAAAGCUAAAGUAAUGAUUCCUGUGCGUGCAUGAAGCUCCAUCAGCUGCUAGGACAGAUGGACUGCUGUUUAUGUGGAAACACUCCACACCAUCGCCUGUUCUUUUAUUGUGCUGGUGUCUGUAGUGGAGAAAGGUCGUCACUGGAAGAGCAUGGAAGGUGCUGGGAUGGGGAAGUCACCCCUGCUCUCCUUCACUAGAAGCCACGGCACAGCGCCCUAGGUCUAGUAAUAGAUGGUUAAUGAAUAAAUACAUCUGACAUGUUUUGACUUGGUUUUAGCACCGAGCUUUACAUUGGUAAGUGGAAGAAAAUCCUGGAGACAGUUAAAUAGCACAGCAGGGUUUGGUGUGGCAGUUAUGAAGAACGUGUAUUUUUAUAACUCCCCUCUGCAGUUGUGCGGUAUUCGCGUUCUGUGCCUGCUGGUACGGUACUGUAACGUUGCUUGCUGGCUGUGCAUGCUCAUCGGUACGGAACGCACGGCUCCGGCAGCUCGCAAGGAAGCACGGGCUCGCUGUAAGGAAAAAGAGCCUUUUCCCUUUCCUUUCCCCCGGAAGCACUGGUAAAGCGGAGGCCUCGGUACCCGCCCCGUCCCCCACCUCCGUUACUGUCGCGUUUUACACGGGAACCUGAAGCAAAUAAAGGAAUUUAUUUCUGUA